Messenger RNA from Echinostoma caproni, 663 nucleotides. The record is from the annotation of a GenBank genome assembly. Lineage: Eukaryota; Metazoa; Platyhelminthes; Trematoda; Plagiorchiida; Echinostomatidae.
AUCAUCAAUGUGAAUGGCAUUGUCCGAGUAGUGAAGGGUUUUCCGAACAACGAUUAUAGAGCGAAAAUGUCUUGUUUUGCAAUCAUCUCCUGUGAUCUGGUUAGUCCCAGAGCGUUGAUGUCAACUAGGUAUGAUCUGAAAGAUACCACCAAACUGUUGCUUCAAGAUAUCCAGCUAAUCACAGCCAUGGGACCGCCUGGAGGAGGACGAAACGAUGUGACUCAGCGGUUCAUGCGACAUUUCCGACUGGUCAGUAUGACGCCGUUCAGUGAUGAAACCAUGACACGGAUUUUCUCAUCGCUCAUGAUGACCUAUAUGCGAUCCCAGGAGUUUAGUUCCGAAUACAUUACAGUCGGUCAGACCAUUGUCGCAUCUACUCUGGAAGUGUACAAAGCGGCCAUGGAGAAUCUGUUACCAACCCCAGCAAAGUCACACUAUUUGUUUAAUCUGCGCGACUUCAGUCGGGUGAUCCUUGGCGUGUGCCUGAUUCAGAAAGACCGCGUGGAGGAUAAAAAGACAUUCUCGCGAUUGUGGGCCCAUGAAGUGAUGCGGGUAUUCUACGAUCGUCUCACCGACGAUCCUGACCGAACUUGGUUGUUCACGUACGUUCACAUUCAGCCCUUAGAGUACAUUCAGAUCGAUCGACAGUUAACUUAUGUUUGA